Messenger RNA from Mizuhopecten yessoensis (Yesso scallop), 9225 nucleotides. RefSeq names its product Niemann-Pick C1 protein-like. The transcript is spliced from 22 exons. The coding region runs from base 141 to 4136 and encodes 1331 amino acids. NCBI's taxonomy places the organism in Eukaryota, Metazoa, Mollusca, Bivalvia, Pectinida, Pectinidae. Gene Ontology annotation, cellular component: membrane. The record is from RefSeq and is a predicted model, not a curated record. Gene Ontology annotation, molecular function: lipid carrier activity.
UAUUAGGCUAUUGGGCGAGUAACGAAGCACAUUGGCUGAAUCAUACUCAGACUAUACAGUGCUACUAUAAGAAACCGGCAUUUAUAGAUCGUGUUAGUGUUAUUUGACAACCGAAGCUUUCAUGGUCCAAUCAUACGAAAAUGAUGAAGACAACGACUAUGGGCGUGACUUGGAUAUUUCUGCUUGCUGCAUUGUAUUUUCAGGCUGAUGUAGGGAGGGCAGAUUGUAUUUGGUAUGAUGAAUGCAAGACAACAUCCACAGGAGUACAAAACUGUGCUUACAAUGGACCCGCCAAGCUCCUCACAGAUUCCGCGGCCUUGAAGCGAAUUCAGCACUACUGCCCGGGCUUAUACAAAGGUCCCAAUGCCACUGAGACUUGCUGUAGUCCCUCCCAGAUGUACACCAUUGAGACUAACAUGGGUCUCCCAGAACAGCUGCUACGCCGUUGUCCCGCCUGCUACUAUAACUUCCUGGAAAUUUACUGUUACUUGACUUGCAGUCCGGAACAGAGCGAUUCCAUAUCAGUGAAGAAGUAUACUGAUAAUAACACUGUUGUGGAAUCUGUAAACUAUGUUAUGUCCAAGGACUUCGCUUUCGGUAUGUACAAUUCAUGUAAAAAUGUGGAAAUGCCCAGCGCGAACGAGUUAGCUCUGAACAUGUUCUGUGGGCGAACCGCUGAUAAGUGCACACCUUACAACUGGCUGCAGUAUAUGGGGGAAACAUCUAAUGGACACACACCUUUUGAGAUUGAUUUCUACAUUCAAGAUGUUCCCUGGGUAUCGCCUAGCACCAACAAAUCCACGGUGCCCAUGAAUUCCACAAUCACACCAUGUAAUAAGAAAUAUCAGAACCAGUCUGCUUGUAGCUGUCAAGACUGUGAGGCUAGCUGUGCUCCGAUUCCCCCCAUCCCAGCUCCAGCAGUAGAGCCAACAAUCCUAGGAAUAGAUGCCUGGUAUUUCAUCACAGGAUGUUGCUACCUAGUUUUCUUCAUUGUUUUUGGAAUUUCUGUGAUGUGGCAUAACAUCAUGACGAGAAACGCAUUUGGGAUUUACACAGCAGAAGAGCAAGUAAAGUCGGUAGAAGAUGAUCAUUAUCAAAUCAACGGUCGCAGGAAAAAGAAAAAAAUGAUGAAAAAGGCAGACCCUGUACCAUUGAUUCAACAGGGAGACAUAAGCUGUCUUGAGAGACUUGGGGAGAAGGUGGAGUCUUUCCUCCAGAGGUCGUUCCAGAGGUGGGGCACAUUCUGUGCCAGACAUCCAUUCAUUGUGUUGGCGAUAGGAGUUAUCCUGGGGGGCGGACUGUGUGUCGGCAUACCCUUCCUCAAGGUAACAACCAACCCCGUCGAGCUGUGGUCUUCUCCCUCCAGUACAGUGAGGACACAGAAGGACUACUUCGAUUCUCACUUCGGCCCAUUCUACCGGACAGAACAGUUGAUCAUUACUCGGCCUCACAACAAAACCUAUGUUUCACAUAAACUGCCCCCUCCCAGCGUCCAGUCUACCAACUACUCCAACCUAUUUGACAAAGAAUUCCUCCACAUGUUGUUGGAUCUGCAACUGCAAAUACAAAACAUCAAUGCAACCUACGAAAACCGGACGAUCAGGUUGGAAGAUAUCUGCUUUCAACCACUUUCUCCGGACAACAAGGGGUGCACGAUUCAGAGCCCCCUAGAGUACUGGCAGGAGAGUCAUGAAAAAAUUGAUGCAGUCGUCUGGGAAACCAUCUACAAGUUCAAUAUCAAAGCCAACUACCUCGACCAUGCUGAAUACUGUAUCAGUGCACCUGCGACUACCUGGGAUACCACAGGCCUCAAUCAGUCCUGUCUCUCAGUCAGUGGCCAGCCCGUCUUCCCUUGGAUUGUCAUGGGUGGCUUCGAUGGUAAGGACUACCAAUCAGCUACAGCCUUCGUCAUCACCUUUGUGGUAAAUAACCAUUUAGACGAAGCUUUAAAUGGACCAGCUGAAGCUUGGGAAAAGGAAUUUAUCUCAUUUAUGAAAAAUUACUCUAGUCCAAACAUGACCAUCGCCUACUCUUCAGAGCGUUCCAUCGAAGACGAGAUCAACCGUGAAAGUAAUUCAGACAUCUUGACCAUCCUCAUCAGUUACUUGAUCAUGUUUCUGUACAUUUCCCUGACCCUCGGUCAACUCAACCACUGUUACUGUCUGGGGGAGCGCAUCGACAGACUGCUGGUCGACUCCAAAAUCCUAUUAGGUCUGGCGGGAGUCACAAUUGUGUUGCUGUCUGUAGGAGCGUCUAUUGGGUUCUUCAGCUUCUUAGGUAUACCUGCAACCUUAAUCAUCGCAGAAGUCGUCCCGUUCCUGGCCCUAGCUGUUGGAGUUGAUAACAUCUUCAUUUUAGUCCAGAGCUAUCAGAGAGACGUUAGGCCACCCUCGGAGUCCCUGGAGGAUCAGAUCGGUAGAAUUGUAGGACGGGUAGGACCGUCCAUGUUACUAUCCAGUCUCACAGAGACCGUCGCCUUCUUCCUAGGUGCCCUGACUGACAUGCCUGCUGUGAAAGUGUUCUCUCUUUACGCGGGAAUGGCUGUAUUCAUCGACUUCCUUCUCCAGAUCACCUGCUUUGUAGGACUCAUGACACUCGACGCUCGCAGACAGGAGAGUCACCGUUACGACAUGUGCUGUUGCGUACAACUUCACGAGGAGAAGAGUGAAAAGUCUGAGGGCUGGCUGUUCCGAGUGGUCAAAGAUUACUACUCCCACUUCCUGCUCAAGGAAUGGGUCCGCCCCAUUGUCGUUAUAGUCUUCACCGGCUGGCUGUCGAUCAGUUUUGCGUUAAUACAUAAAGUUGAUGUAGGCCUCGACCAGAAACUUUCCAUGCCUGACGAUUCUUAUGUGCUUGACUACUUCACAAAUCUGUCGGAAUAUCUGCACGUUGGACCUCCAGUGUACUUUGUGGUGGAGGAAGGCCAUGAUUAUAUAACAAUGCAGGGACAGAAUGAUAUAUGUGGAGGGAAUGGAUGCCCGCAGGACUCUCUGGCUGGGCAGGUGUAUACGGCUUCACUUAGACCUAACUAUUCUCGGGUCGCUCAACCUGUGUCGUCCUGGUUAGACGACUACUUCAGCUGGCUGAACUCUGGAGGCCACCCGCAGUGCUGUCGAUCCUUCAUCAAUAAUGGCAGCUUCUGCCCGUCUACAGUGCCAGAUAAUGUAAGCUUGUGUGAACCAUGCCAGCUUCACGGAGCUAUUAACGGUCACCCAGUCAAAGAGGACUUUAUGAAGUUUCUACCGUGGUUCUUAAGUGACAAUCCGGGCACAAUUUGUGCUAAAGGUGGACAUGCGGCGUAUGGCAGUGCUGUGGAUCUCCUCCACAACAAGACGGGCGUGGGAGCUACCUAUUUUAUGACAUACCACACUAUACUAAAAAACUCAACUGACUACAUAGAGGCCCUGAAACAUGCGAACUCCAUCGCGGAGAACAUCACAAGUCUGAUCGGACAGAAUGGCAAACAAUACAAAGUAUUCCCAUACAGUAUUUUCUACGUAUUCUACGAGCAGUACCUGACGAUGUGGAAGACCACUAUCACCAACCUUUCCUUGUGUGUCAUCGCCAUAUUUAUAGUGGCGUUCGUCCUCCUCGGGUUUGACUUUUUCUCCGCUCUUAUGAUUGUAAUAACAAUCACGAUGAUCAUCAUCGACAUGUUUGGCUUCAUGUACCUAUGGGACAUCUCCCUCAACGCUCUGUCACUCGUCAACCUGGUCAUGGCUAUAGGAAUUUCUGUGGAGUUUUGUGCACACAUCACUCGUGCCUUUGCUGUCAGUCUUCUCCCCACGCGAGUUGAAAGAGCGAGGGAUGCACUGGCAAACAUGGGAAGCUCUGUGUUGAGUGGAAUUACACUGACCAAGCUGGGAGGCAUCAUCGUUAUGGCAUUCUCCAAGUCUCAGCUCUUCCAAGUUUUCUACUUCAGGAUGUAUAUGGGAAUGGUGAUCUUUGGUGCAAGUCAUGGCCUUAUAUUCUUACCUGUACUCCUUAGUUAUAUAGGGCCACCAUUGAAUAAAGCUAAGCUGUACAAACAGCAGCAUGCCAAAAACACCUUGGACCACAUCCAGGAAAAUGAUACAGCAGGCCUGACUGACAACGAUGAAUUUAACGACAACCCACCAGAUUACCAAACACUGUAGUUAUGGCAACAUAACAAAAACAAAGUCAUGUGAUAAUGAAUAGACACGCUCUGUCAUAAAACAACAACUUGUGUUACUCUGGUAAUUCAAUGUAAUGUAUUGCAUUGAUGUUAAGGUUAUAUGCUACUUUAUAAUAGAUGUGAUUUUGUGAUAGAGUCACCUCCCUUAUUUUAGAUCAAGGAUUCUGGAAAGAAAUUAAUUUUGAAUACCACUAGUCAAUUUGGGUAGAAUUUCCAAAUUUCACUGACCUAAUAAUAUUCAACAAGAUAAAAAAAAUAUCAAAUUUUGACGAGCUGUUUUUAGAACCACUAGCCCAGCUGGAGAUUCUGCUGAUCUCAGACUAUUGGGCUACCCUUAUUGUCAGACCCUGUAAAUAUUAAAAAAUAGUGUCUGGUAAUUUAGACUGAUCAGUGAAUGCAUUCCUGUGUAACUUUCCAAUACUUGAUAACCAAUUUUUAUCUACCAUUUGUACAAAAUUUCUAAAAAGUUGCAAGAACUACUUCAGAAAUUAUACAUCACACAAAGGUAGCAUACACCCUUAACUGGCAUAUUUGAGUGCCGACUCACUUACUCCAAUAUGUCUUCUACAUAGUUUGCUUUUGAUCCCAGAGAUUUCACGCCGUCGGAGUUUGACUAUUUCAUGUUCCUGUGUAAUAUUUUGCGACCAAUUAAUCAUUAUCAUCAAGUAAACAUGUGUUGUGUGUUGAUGUAUUCCUUGCCGAAUGUGAUUUGAAACACUUGUUGAUCCUCAUUAAAUCAGCCACAGCUGUCCAGUUGUCCUGUUUUAUCAAGCCAGUGCUUUGCAGAACAGCUAUACAAAAUUGUCCUAUUCAUCCAGGCAUUUCACCAUCCUGUCUCUUGGAAUGAAGCUCCACUUCAUGUAGCGCUCAAACUGAAUAUACCUGUGUCAAUUUCUUCCGAAUUUGUUAAUGAUCAGGUGGUGUGUGUCUAUAGUGAUGUUACAGUAUUUGAUAUUUUUUAACAAUGAAAUCAAGAGUGGAAUACUAAGUCACUCAUUCAAAUCUGAAGACACAUUUGAACUCGUCUAAUUCAAAUGUUGGAAAGGUUCAUUAUGUAAUUUCAGGGGUGAAUGAGUUAAAUAUAUAUACAAGUAUAAAAUAACGUGUCUCUAAAUUGAUCUGUUCAGGAAUUUUGGGUGCUAUGUUUCUCUAUAAAAUACAUUUUCAUUUGAAUGGUUUAAAUUGAUCUUUAAAAAGGAGGCAAAUUGACAUGAUAUGAAGCAGUCAUCAACUCACAUCAAGCAGUCAUUUCAUUAAUUUCUCUAUCAAAUAUAAUCUGGCCAUUAUUUAUAAAAAAAACAAAAUCAUCUCAUAAUUUUUGAUAUACAUGUAUAUACCAGGUAGAACAAAGUUCCUAAAAGUGCUAUUGAUGUAUGUUCAGGAUAGAUUAUAAUAUAUGAAUUGAUAGUUUGUAAGAACUUUCCGAUACAAAAAUGUUCGUAACAAUUCUUGAAAGAAAUAUACAUUGCAGUUAAAAAAACUGUAUUUCAUUAUUUUGAUUUAUUUCGCUGUUGAAAAUGUAAUAAAUACCCAAUUUCAAGGGAAUUCACGUUCUAAUUCAGCUUUUGCCUUGGUGUUAACUCAUUCACCCCUGGAGAUGUAUUUGAACAUUUCCAGUUCAAAUGUUGGAAUAGUUCAUUAUGAAAUUUCAGGGGUGAAUGAGUGAAAAGGCUUAUAUAUCAAUUAGUUAAAAGUUUUGUUGUAUUUCUGCUAAAAAACCUGAACAAACUGUGUGCCUGUUAAUGAGAGCUAUUAACAAAUUAUUAUUGCCAUAUAUGCCUUGUAAUUAAUUAACUCAGUCACCCCUGAAGACACAUUUGAACUCUUCCAAUUCAAUGGUUGGAAUAGUUCAUUAUGAAAUUUUAGGGGUGAAUCAGUUAACUGUAGCUGUUGAUGUUUGUAUCCCAUGUACCAUAAUCAUGUCAUCAAUAUUCAUAAUCGUUAUGACUUCAGGUGUAUCAUCCAAUGUUUUAUUGUUAUAUUAAUAUUUGACUGUGUUUUCACUACAAUGAGAUUAUAUAUAUAAUAUAUUUACAUCCACAUUUUUAAUUUCAUGUCAAUAUAUGCAUAUUCAAGAUUGUUUUGUAUUACUGAAUGACCUGUGAGUUUGUUGAACAUCUAAAUGACAUACAGUGUUUCCUGAAUUAUAAUGAAGAAAAUUAAAUAAUAAUAUUUUGCAUGAUUUGCAAAAUAUUGUUGACAUUUCAAUUUUUUCCAUAAAACAUUUUCCAUUGUUAAUGUUAUCCUUACUCUAGUAUGUAGGGUACGUUUCCUUAGUUGACGAGCAUAACUACCGUUAUAUCUAGUACACUGAUUUCGUAAGCAUAUAAUUAUUGAUAAUUUUUUUAUGUAAGGUUGAUUCUUAGGAAUGAACAAAAGUAUGUAGAAUAAUGAAAUCUGAUAGGGCAUGCUUACAAGGCAUUCUUAAGGAUUUAAUCCUCGUAUGUCACCAGAAGUUUUAUAGGGCAUGCUUUCAGAGCAUUAUCACCAGGUUUUGUGAGGAAACUACUAAGUUUUGCACACAUCCUGUGUUGUUGCUUUACACAUCAGUAGAUCCAUUAACAGGCGGCUUGCUCUCGGGCACCUGAUCAAAGCUCUUGAAUGCUAACAGGUGAACUUGAAAAGAUAGAAAAUAACAGAUUCACCUCUGUUGUUGCAUGUUACUCCUGAAUGGAAUGGUCAGAGAAAUGGAAAACAGCUGAGAUACAAAGAACAUGAAAUCAAUGUUGGCCUACUUGUACGUUCAUUUUUUUAUUUAUUUUUUCAGAUCUUAAAUUAUCAUCUGCCCUUGGUUUCAUUUUUGAGUAUUUAUAUAUACACGAUCUUUUCAUAUUUAAUGUAUAUCUAACCAGCCAGAAAAGAAACAGGUGAUGUAUUUAUAUCAAAAUGAAAUUUUUCAGACAACUAACACAACUUCAAAAGCCAUUUUUUGGCAGUGUUGUCAUUUUCCCUUCAGCGUGCUGACCUAUGACUACCUGUUAGUCAUAGACAGAAAAUGUCAAUUUUAUUUGACAUAAUUGUCUGUUGAUCUCAGUUAGCGCAACAAAUAACAUUAGAAAAUUGGCCAGUUUCAUUUGGAUGAACAGGAAUUCAUAUUUAACAUUAAAACUUAAAUUCCUAUUAACAUCUCCAUUGUUAUACAUUGUGCUGCCAAAUCUCUUUAUAAGUUCAAAUUGUCCCAAAUGAUUACAGAAUAUCAAUUUUAUUUAUUGUAAAGAAUUUCUGCAAAUCUCUUUAUUUUUGGCAGGCACUAAACCAAAAAUAGAAGGUUCUACAAUGCAAAAAUUAUAUUGUGAAUAUGAGUCCUAUAUGGUAUAAAAAUUCCAAUUGUGGGUAUGCAAAUGAUAUACUCUUUGCAGGCUUUUCAAUCAGAGACUUAUUUAUGCUGUCACUUUCUCAUGAUAUGUUAGUAAUUAGAUUGAGGAUCUAAGAGUCUUUGUCCUCUGUGUGAACAAGAUUCUCCAUCCUCUGGGUGAACAAGACUCUUUGCCCUCUGGGUGAACAAGAGUCUUUGCCCUCUUUGAGAACAAAACCUUGUCCUCUGGGUGAACAAGACCAUUUGUCCCCUGGGUGAACAAAACGUUUUGUCCUCUGGGUGAACAAGACCAUUUGUCCCCUGGGUGAACAAGACCUUUUAUCCCCUGGGUGAACAAGACCAUUUGUCCUCUGGGAUACAUUUUCUGUGAAGGGUAAAGGUGGUGCAAUAUCUGGAGAAAAUGCCUAAAUGAUUUUUUAUCACAAAGUCGCCAUGUUGUUCAGGAGAUUACACUUUAAUAUAACCUACUGCAUCAUCUUAAAAUUAUGUCCCAUAUUUCUAAAUGAUUUUAUGAUGUCAAAUUGAAGACAAUUGGAUACAGAGCCAAAAUGACAAAAUUUAGAUUCAAACAAUGAAAUGGAAAACCAUUUUAUUUUUGUUUUGCCUCAUUCUUGACCGUGUGAUAAAAAAAGUAUUGCAUUUGUUUCCAUGUUAUAAAAUGAGAGGUGAUCUUAAAUGAAAAAUUCUCACACUUGUUUAAUAAAUCGCAUAUGAAACAGGACCUUGUAUGAACUAAUAUAUGUCUAAGGAAUGCAGUCUUGUUAUACUAUUUAUGGUCUAAAAUGAGCAGGAUACUUGUAUACCCUGUGCUAUAUAUGUUGUGUAAUUUUUAUAAUUGCAUAUUUGUUCAACAUUGACUGGAAGUUUGAUUUAUCUACUUUAUUAUAAUAUUGUUAAAUGUGACCUUUGUCUAUAUUGAUAAUGCUUAAUGUAGAUUGUCAGUUUACACAAAAAUCAUCAGAACACUCUGGUGCUGAAGUGCUAUUUACAUAAUUACAGGUGAAAUAUUUGUUAAUAAGUAAUUUAUGAAAAUGAUCUUAUAAUGGUAGACCUGCCUUUUAUAGUUUGUUCAAAUAUUGAAGAUUUUAAGUUUUUCUUUCAGUUGUGCUCUUGUCCCUACACAUACUUCCUGAUAUGCGUGUUCCCGGGGAGUACACUGUAAAUUAUUACAGGUGUUUGUAGUUAAUCACAAACAGACAUUUAGUGCUUAUUUGAUAAUUAUUUUAAUUUACCAAUUUAAAUUGUCAUAAUUAUUACUGACUUUAUUACAUUUCCAUGGGCUAUUGUUGUGGGCAGUGUUUGGUGCUGUACGCUCCUGGUUCCAUCUUUAAUGGAAGGAGAUAGUUCAAUUUAUUAUGUUUAAGGCCAAACAAAUAAUAUGCAUGUUUCAUGAAAUAUGACUGAAAAAAGGGAAGGUUGGUAGGGAUUUUUUUUUUUGAGGGUUGGGGGAAUAAUUUAAGAAAUUACAAAAAUCAUCAAUCAUAGUUAUUUAGACCAAUUGUAUUUCUUGUUCAUUAUAUUUUUAGGUCUUUUAAAUAAUAAUAUUGGAUUUAAAUUUGGUUUUAAUACCUGCCUAUGAAUAAAGAGAUGUCAUAAAGAUGUUUACGGUUUUUAGUGUGUUCAAAUGGGGGGGGUUUCAGUGCAAUCUAUACCUAUUCUAUGGUGAAAUCAUGGCAGUUGUCAAUUAAGUCUGUAAUGGUGUGAAUGAGACAAUAAUGGAUGAAAUAAAAAUGAAUAAAUAAUUCAAAUGAAA